AUGUCUUGCAGCUCAACAGCUGCAAGGGAACUUGCGACAAAGAAUGAAAAUUCGUCUGAAAACAUGGCCGAAUCCAAGGACUCAUUUCAAACAUGCCAUCUUAGAAAAAUUCAACGUGGUAUUAAAAAACCAACUAUUAAGACCAGAAGAGGAGCAACCAGAAAGGCUCCUCCCGGCUUUCGCCCUUUAAUCCCAUCAAAAUUUGGAGGUAGUUUUCGAUAUCCAACCUUGCUGGAGCAACAACUGCUUCCCAGGAUGAUCAAGGGUGAUGAUGCGCUUGCAGCUCUAUCAAAUGACAAAUCUAAAGGAGAUCAGCUAACAAUUUUCUAUGAUGGAGUUAUCAAUGUGUAUGACAAUGUUUCUGUUGAUAAGGCAAAGGCUAUCAUGCUUCUGGCAGGUGAAACUUCUGCAUCAGCUCCUGUUGUGAAAAAUGUACAAGAGCUUGAUGCAUCAAAAAAUUCCCAGAAAUCUUCACCAGUUUGCAAGUUACAACAAAAUCUUCCAAUUCCUACAAGGCGUUCUCUGGAGCUUUUUUUUAACAAACGACGAGACAGGUUGCCGAUUUGUUCAUCAUGA
Molecule: messenger RNA, 576 nt
Organism: Fraxinus pennsylvanica
Lineage: Eukaryota; Viridiplantae; Streptophyta; Magnoliopsida; Lamiales; Oleaceae
Source: the annotation of a GenBank genome assembly